Molecule: messenger RNA, 777 nt
Organism: Paramecium tetraurelia
Lineage: Eukaryota; Ciliophora; Oligohymenophorea; Peniculida; Parameciidae
Exons: 1
Source: RefSeq, a predicted model, not a curated record
AUGGAACAUUCAGAUGAAAAUUCUUUCCUCUUUAAAACAAUUACAUAACAAUAUUUGUCAUUUGACACUAUACCUAUGGUAUAUUAAAAAAAGAAAGAAAUAUUUAUAAUGGUCUCUAAUUCUAAUUUUAUUUUAGCUGUUUCAUUUCUUUUGGCAAUCAAUAAAUCCAAUCUUAAAACUAGUGAGUUAAUCUUCUAAAGUUUUAUCUAGACAUCACCACCUUUUGAUAAACAUAAUUUUACUACCUCACAAUUACCCUAAUAUGAUAAAGGAUUAUUAUUAUUUUUUUAUUCUCAAACACUUAACCUAUCAAAUUAACAACAAAUGAUUACCUUUUACAAUAUUUCUGAUAAUUAAAACGUUAAAUUCUUAAAUCCCCUCCUUUUUUAAGGAGGGUAUAAUUUUACACUUGAUACUACUUUGUUAAGUGCUUUUUCUUUUAUUGCAUAGAGUAAUUCAUCUGGAUAAAUUUUAAUUCUUUAUAAUAAUGGUAGCAUUUUAGAACUUGAAUUGAAUGUUUUCUCUAUAAAAAUUAAUUUAUCUAAAUAAAGAGAAAAAUCUGAUUCAUUUGAGUUAUAUGCUUAAAAUUAUUACAAUUCUACAGAAGCUGAAAUCAAUUUGAUUAUUAUAAAACAACACAUAUUUGAAACAACUUCUUUUUAUAUCUUGUUUGGAAUUACCUUAAUAGUGAUUGUAACAUCUUUACUUCUAUACUUUGUGUAUUAAAAAAAAGAUUAAGAUGUUGAUGAUUUUGAUAAUUCAGAAGAUGAAUUAUGA